GUUUUGUUUUGUAAAAACUGGUUUCGCUUUGUGAUUUACUUUGUUUUUUAUCCAAUGAAAUUAAAUGGAAUUAAUGUUAUGUCGCAGGAAUGCUAAAUUGGUAUGCAUUUCUCCACAAUUUAAUAUAAUGGUCGACAUAAUUAGAGUCAUAAAAAUAUUUAUUUAUAUGAGGUAAAAUUAUAUUUGGUAGUGGUGUUAAUUUGGUAAAUAAACAUGGAACGUAUGUUGUAUGUAUUUAUAUUGGGGUUGUUUCAAUGUUUCUUGCCGUAUUGUAUGAGUGACGCUGGGCCAUCCAUGUUUGGGAAGCAUUUUGGAGGAGAGGUUUGCGAGAAUGACGACUUAUCUUGUCAAAAUAAGGUUGGUAUAUGGAUUAAAUAAAUCCUAAAUAUAUCAAUUAACAGAAAUCAGAAUAUGAUUGAUGUAAGUGUUUUAUCUUAUAUCAAUCUCUGUAGUCGAGGUGCAAUUGAGCAAUUCCUACUUCCUAGCUGAAAUACAGUAUGUUGUCAGAGAAGAGUUCUUUUGGUUUGAAUCUACCAAACACAGAAAGCUAAAAAAUUGCUUGACAGCAGAUUGUCAGCAGUGGGAAUUGAACCUAUGACCUUUCGCUGUAAAAAUUGGCGAGCCAAAGGUCACAGGUUUGAUUCCAAAGCAGUUUCAUUGUUAGCUUUCCCAAUUUGGAGAUACUCGAUUAAUUAUAAACAUAUGUCAAAUUCAAGUUUCAUUUAGGUUUCCUCCUGUAACACAUCCAGGGGACAAUGACUCUUAUUAAUACAGGCCUUACUGACCACAAUUGGCCACAUGAAUAUAGAGUUUCUAACAAAGCCGAAAAGGCAUAGAAAUAUUGAUGAAAUGAAAUGUCAUUUCAGCGCCAUUGUUGGGGGUAUGAAAAGGGAUGUGCAGAUUCCAGUCGCUGGUAUCUAAAACCUGAAUGCAAUGACGAGCAAGGGUACCAACGGUUUAAAAGGUAUGAGGAGAUUUGAAAAAAUCAAAGACGAUAUAAGUAUUAAAUAUUAAUUAAAUCAGUGUAAUAUAUUCUUCUGAAAUUGCUAAUUCCAAACACAGUCAGUCAGCUAGGGUGUUGGUCAUUGUGAUGGUUCUGUCAGUGUGUCAACCAAAUGGUCGACAAACAGUCUGUUGGUUGAUCUACAGUAUCCAUCCAUCAGCCAGGGUGCAUUUUAUGUUAAGGUCACCCCGAAGAUACGCCGGCACUCGAUGAAGUCACAACAAGACACAAGAAAAAGUUCAAAUUCAACAGCUGACAUUGAAAUUACACGCCAAGCUUUAGAAUGUACUUCAUGACAGUAUCACAAAGUGUUAAUUUCGAUUUUCAAAAGAACAUCUUAUUACUGUCGUAAUUUUAUUUUUAAAAUUGAUCGUUAUUCACUUGUUUGCUGCGCCUUUUGUAACAAGUCUGGAAUCCAAUUUGGACAAAAUUUGGCCAGACACUAUUCGCCAUAUGCGAGUACGCUCAAAAGACUACAAGCAUAUGCCAGUAUGUCGAUAGCUUUUGAAGUCCACGCUGAAGAUCUUCGACGUAUAACACUUAAAAUGCACCCUGGUCCUUCAGUCAGUAUACUGGCCGUAAACAUAGAUUGAAGUAUUGCAGGUUUUGUGAUUGCUCAUUCAUCCUUUCUUGUAUUUGUUAUAUUAUUUGUUGUUCACACACUUAGUGUCGAUGAGAAGAUGCAUGCAUGGUGGAGAACGGCUGAUUUUGGAUUUGUUAAAAAAGUUCAAGAUGAUUUAGCCACUGUCUGUGAAGCACAUGACCAGGUAUAUGACCAUAAUAGUCAAUCAUGGUGUAUGCAGUGUAACAAUUUUGAACUGUCUGUCCCAGCACAUACAAUAGUAUAAAAUAUAUAUGGAGAAUUUGCUAUUUUCAAAGUAGAAUUGUUUAAAUUUGUAGCUUGAAUGAAAAGAUAGAAGAUUUAUUAACCCAUUCAGUAGCAGCACUCCCCACCUGACGAGUAAAAUUGUCUGGCUUUAGACAAAGUAAAAUAAUAAAGUAGGGCAGAUUGUCAUGCACUUAACAGGAAGCAAUAAAAACCUAUCAGAACCAUUCUGUAUAUUUCACAUACAGUCGACCAUGCAUAUAUAGUUGUCAGAGAAAAUCCUCUUGACAUAUUUUUUGGGUAGUUACAGUACAUCCCUAUAUACCAACGAAAAAGCUUGUUUAUAUAUGUGCAACAGCCAGUUCUAUAACCAUUAGUUUAGAAAUACAAUCUUCUUGUUAUAAAUUAGGAUGAUUCGUCAUUCAUGUGCUCCAACAACAUGGCAUACUGUCGAGCCAAGAACUUGUACCUUGAUUUAAGAAAUCACUCAUCUGACCCGCAUGGAUGGUAAUAAUGAACAACUGCUAUUUUCAAAGUAGAAUUGUUUAAAUUUGUACUUGAAUCAAAAUUACUUUCAUGAUAGGCUGAAAGAAAACCCAUUUAAAGAUGGUCAAAUUGGAGGACAUUGUCACUACAAUCCAUCAGCAAUGACGAAUACAAAGGCACAUCGUAUGUCACUUUCAACUUGGUAAGGAAUUUUCUUCCAUUAUUGAUAUUAAUUUUUUUUUUAUAAACUUUCAUCUCAUUAUUUUUCAAAUGCCAGAACAAUUUUUCAAAUGCUAAAACUCUGUUUUUGAAUGCUAUAACUCUGUCAGUUUCAAAUGCCACAACUCCUUUUUGGAGUUUUGGCUUUUCAAAUGGCAAAACGCAGUUUUCAAAAGCCAGAAGGCAGAACUCCUUUUUCAAAAGCCAAAACUCUGUUUUCAAAUGCCAAAACUCAGUUUUCAAAUGCCAAAACUCCCUUUUCAAAUGCCAAAACUCCCUUUUCAAAUAUUGCCAAAACUCCCUUUUCAAAUGCCAAAACUCAGUUUUCAAAUGCCAAAACUCCCUUUUCAAAUGCCAAAACUCCCUUAAAGUUUUCAAAUGCCAAAACUCAGUUUUCAAAUGCCAAAACUUCUCAGUUCUCAAAAGCCAGAACUCCGUUUUCAAUUUCAAAUGCCAAAACUCUCUCAUUAAAUAUUAAUAAUUAAUAAUUUAUUGUGAUUGCUUUUAGGAUUGUUCAAAUUGAAAAAUAUUCAUCUUUGUCCUUUCAUCCUAUAAACGAUGGUCAUUGCGAUGUGAUUGUGGAGAAACCAACCUAUUUUAUGAAAUUAGAUGCAAGUAUGACAAUGGCAUGAUUUUUUCAAACGUAACAGACCAUUAAGCUGACUUUAACAAAUAAACUGAGGGGGCCAAAUUUCUCCAGCCCCCAGAGAACUAUAUUCCCACCCCCAGUGGUUUUGAUUUGUUGAGAAUAUAAGGGACUGGUCAUAAAGUAACUGCUAGGGUGGGCUGGAGGUAGAUCACAUAUUUUUCCAAUAAGUUUGGUGACCCAUCUUAGGAUGUAGAUAAAAAUUUCAAAGCCCAUCUAAUCUUACCAAAUUUAUUUCAUGACCCACCCACCCAAUCUAAAUUAGGAAAAUACACUUUUAUAAAACAAAUACUUGAAGGUAUGAACAUUGUAAAUAUACACUGGCACUGUAUUGACAUAUAUAAUUGCACCAAGCUUGACCGACACAUUCAUCACCAAUUACGAUACUGAGCUGUUCUCCAUUUGGUUGUAUUUGCUGUGAUUCGACCACCUCUUGUUGUUGUAUAAAACAAAGUACUGGCUUCAAUAGCAUCAUUUGCAUUUGAUAAUUUGGAUAGUUUUGUUUACUUUUAUUAUUAAUAUCUUUAUAUAAUAUAUUGGUUUUUGUUUGGUGGCCCAACCGUGGACAUACAAAAAAAUUGGCGGCCCAUCGAAACUGCCCAAAGAUUUUCCUUGGCCCAUCCCAAAUCACUCCAGCCCACCCUAGCAGUCACUUUAUGACCGGUAUCUAAGGAAAAUGUUCACACGUUUUGACUGCAUACUUGUUGGUCCCUUGAUGCUCAUGACGAAUUCUGAUGAAGGUGAAUUUAUCGUUUUCUAGCCGUUAACUUGUAUCAUCAUUUCUGCGACUAUUUCAACCUCUACUUGACUUUUCACGUAAAUGGCUCGUUCAGUAAAGAUAUAAAUAUUGUGCUAUGGGAAGAGGUACAGUAGGUUACAUUAAUUACACGCAAAAACUCUCCAGCUUAGCUUGUACUAAUUGUAUGUGACAUGUGUUCCAGAGCAGCAGACAUCAUCUGACGUUAAGAUGCGUAGCUUGUAGUUUGUCUUGACGGACGAUCUGUGUGUAUAAAAACGACAUUAGACGAACUAUCAGGAAGAUAUUAGAUAUGAUUUGUUCCCAAAACCAUUGCCAGUAUACGCUAGAUCACCCUAUUGUAGCUGGUUUAUCUGGCAUAGUUUAUCUUGUGUUUAUUGAUCCAUCAGACAGAUGAUGAGCUCUCAUAGAUGUUCUAUUUCUGGUGUAAUAGUACAGCGUCAUUUAACUUCAUUAAUUUCUACAGUCGCGAAGAAACAGUCUUGGCAAUUUUGGAGCGACAUGGCCAGCGUUUACUGACAAUGAAAUUAUUUAUUUGGGAGAGGCGUAUAGGGAUAAAAGGGUGAGAAUAAAAUUGAAAUUUCAGAAAUAUUUUCGUCCCCUGUUGUAUUUUGGUUGUUAAUGUAGGAUCGAUGGAUUCCUGACCCAACGUUUCAACACUCCAGUCUAUUGUCUUCAUCCGGGCUCAUCACAACCUCAUUUCCUUCUUAUACACUCGGGGGAUGACGUCACCAGUGAAGAACAAUUGAUCCAUUCUAUGGAAAAUAUAUUUGCACUAUUAAAUCCACAGUAUUUCCACAUUAUUUCAAUACUAUAUCCAGAAUUUGGAAAUGGCAAUAAAUAUAGAAAUCGGAUUUUGAAGUAAGGGUUUUGAAAAAACAAUUCCAAUAUGUAGCGUCCAAGAAGAUGAAAAGGUGGAAGAUAGCUGCCAUUGUCUCCAUUGAAGUCAUGAUGGUUCUCAUUACAUUCAUUUACUUAAAGCAGAGUAACGAAACAUAUCAGUCAUCAGAUGUGGUGCUGAUCUUGUUGUUUAUUUUAGGUUUGUUUUAAAGAAGCCAUAUUCGCGUUAUUACCACGAAUGGUGUUUGGACUCUUCUACAACACUCCUCUGGUCAGUUUUGUAAACACAGCCGAACUGUUUCGUCUUUGUAGUAUUUUUUUAAAUGAAAUGUUGGCUUGACACCUGUCUAUUAACGUUUGCUAGGUUCCGGGUUGUUUCAAAACUGGAUUGUUCAAAGCUUUUAACCGUUUUCUUAUGGAAAGACUAGAUAUUAAACAAGAAAAAAAUAUUACGGUAUGGAAUAACAACAAGGAAUGAAAUUUGUUAUGUAGAAAAAAUGAAAUGAAUAUAAAACUAAGGCAGUAUAUAAAUUUAAAAUUUUUCCCGUUGUUAUUAGGACAUAGAUGAACCAAUUCGUAUCGGUUUGCUGUCCAGAGGAACCGCUUAUAGACAGAUACUGAAUCAACAAGAGGUAGGGCUUGUGGAGGCAUAUUAUAGUCAAUAGUAUAAGAACUCGAUGCAGACGUAAUAGACUUCAGUAUCUUUAUCUUAGUUUAUGCAAGAAAUGGUCACGUGUGUAUUGUAUUUUCGCCAGAGCAACCAAUAGCUACUGUAUGUUUUGAUUUAACUAUUUUGUGAUAUCACGACUGGGCAAUUAAACCAUGGUUGUUAUAAGACCUGGUUAGGAAACCCGGCAAACUUCAAAGAAAUUACGCUAUAAACAAACAUGGAGGUUGAACAGUCAGUUUGACCCUGCACAUAUUGGUUUUAAUCAACGAGAAUUGACCAAACGAUGUAACACAGACAUACUCCAUCGCAAAAUGGUGGUAAUACUUCGUUAUUUGCACAAUAUGCCAUAAGAUAUAGCCCUGGUAGGCAAAACAAAUACUUGGUACCCAUUCCCUUCGCCAAGCUUUCUGAACUGACUAUUGUCAAACAAUAGAAAGACAAAGGAUUUUUCAACCGUGACCCUGCACAAGGUACACAAUCACCUAAAACAAAGGGUUUCCAAACCAUGUCAUAUAUAUUAACUAUAUGAUUAAACCACCACACUGAUAUUGGUUGGUUGGGCGAAAUAUACAGGGUGUAUAAAAAAAAGGUAAUCGAACUUCAGCGCGCUAUUGUAUCUGAAUUCCUCCGCGUAUGAACGAGAUUUUUUCACAUUUGGGAAGAUCAUGCUUUUAGCUGUUGAAUGAUAUCUUCUUCAUGCCAAAUGGAUAAAAAAUGAGCAAAUACGAAUCCGAUAAAAAAUCUUAGUCAGAAUCGCAUAUUUUCAUCGUUGAGAGUUGAACUCCCUUUGGUACUUAAGUUGAUGAAUUUCACUUCAUUAAACGACGCACAUAUUCAUAAUUAUUAUUAAGUAGGAAUAAAUCUUAGCUAAGCUACGACACGUUAGUGAUUAAUUGCUUUUUUCUUUUGUUAUGCAUUGUUUUAAUUAGGCACAGAGGUGAAAAUAUGCGAUUUUGACUAACAUUUUUAAUCGGCCUCGUACAUGCUUAUUUUUUCUCCACUUGGCAUAAAAAGCAUGUCAUUCAAUAGCUAAAAGCCUAAUCUUUCUGAAUAUGAAAACCAAUUGUUCAUACGCAGAGUAAUUCACGUAUAAUAGCGUGCUGAAGUUCGAUUACCUUUUUUUUUAUACACCCUGUGCAAUACACACGUGACAACGAACCGACUAUUUUUUUGCAUAAAACCAAGACAACAUAGAUAGUGAGGUGUAUUAUAUCUGCAUAGGAAAAGCAAUCCAUCCAGUGUAUUUGUUAUAUAUAUAUAUAGAUUGAAGAAGCGCUGCAAGGACUCCCUGGCACUAAGUUUGAAGUACUCAACUACAACUGGUCAGUGAAGAAUAUUCAGUUUUUGUCUAUAGUUCUAGGACUGCUUCUCCAUUUAUUUAUUCCUUUUUAGGAAGAUGCCUUUUCUGGAUCAACUGAAGGUAAGAAUAUCACUUAGGAGAUCGUUUUAUUGUCAGUAAGUUGGUGGAAAUAACCUUAAAGCCCAUUUUCCACUUGCGAAUAUUUUCGCGCGAAGCGACCUUUUUCCUUUGUCGGCAUCUACUUUGCCACAUCUUGGUGACGUAGUAAGUUGAUACCGACAAAGGAAAAAGGUCGCUUCGCGCGAAAAUAUUCGCUUGUCGAAAACCGCCUUAAAGGUCCAUACAGACCGGACGCGAUUUGGCAACGCGACACGAAUUUUCACUUUUCAAUGACAUUUAACUUCAAUAUUUUUCAAAUAUUCGGAACCUCUUCGCCAAUUUUAGCUAUUUGGUCUGCAUAUCUUGUAAAAUUUUUAUCCGUUGACGGUUUUAUUUGUUUUUGAAAACUAAAAAUUCGCGUCGCGUUGCCGAAUCGCGUCCGGUCUCUGUGGGCCUUAAGGCUUGUUUUGUACGUCGAAUUUCGGUCGCGUCGAAUGCAAUUCAAACAAUAGAUAAUGAAGCUUAAUGAGAUUUAUCAUCUCAUUAUCUAUUGUCUUAAUUGCAUUCGACGCGUCUAAAAUUCGACGUAUAAAACAGGCUUUAGUCUCUACAAGCGGAACAACGAGAGAAUCUAUAAACAAAAUGCUUUUGACUCAAACUUGCAAUUUUGUUGUAAAUUUCGCACAGGUUUUGAACUGCUCUACUCGUUGCUGAGUGAGCGAUGUAUUUUGUAUUUUGUUUCAUUUCUCACAGACAAGUCAUAACCUCGACAUAUUUAUUGGCAUGCAUGGUGCUGGCCUGACACACAUGUUAUUCAUGCCUGAUUGGGCAGCUGUCUUUGAAGUGUAAGUGAGUGGAUGAUAAGAGAAAGAAAUCUUAUAGAGAAUGAAAGAAGACAAGGUGGCAGUGUUGAUGUUUAGUAUUGACAGUUUAGAACUGAUAGAGCUAUCCAGUAUAUUAAAUAAUGUUAGUUUAGUUUGGUUUCCUCCUGUAGUAACACUGGAUCAAUAAGAGAUGAUCCUUACUGAACCUCUAGGAAGAACAGUUUGGAACUGAUACUGUAGAGCUAUCCAGUAUAAAUAAAGUUAGUUUAGUUUAGGUUUCCUCCUGUAGUAACACUGGAUCAAUAAGAGAUGAUCCUUACUGGACCUCUAGGAAGAACAGUUUAGAACUGAUAGAGCUAUCCAGUAUAAAUAAUGUUAGUUUAGUUUGGUUUCCUCCUGUAGUAACACUGGAUCAAUAAGAGAUGAUCCUUACUGAACCUCUAGGAAGAACAGUUUGGAACUGAUACUGUAGAGCUAUCCAGUAUAAAUAAAGUUAGUUUAGUUUAGGUUUCCUCCUGUAGUAACACUGGAUCUAUAAGAGAUGAUCCUUACUGGACCUCUAGGAAGAACAGUUUGGAACUGAUACUGUAAAGCUAUCCAGUAUAAAUAAAGUUAGUUUAGUUUAGGUUUACAUAUAUAGAGCAAUAAGGUAAAAAGUCUUCACUGGACCCCUGAGAGAACAGAGAACAUAUUUGUAUUUGUUUAUCGUAUUGUAUUGUAUAGAUACAAUUGUGGGGAUGAGAAUUGUUACAAAGAUUUAGCAAGGUUAAGGUAAGUUCCAGAGACAAAAAUAUUAUGUCAUGGGUCCAGUUUCAUAUCUUGAAAAAAAAUAUUGGUGUAGGUCGGAAAAUAAUUAUUUUUUGCUAAUAAUUGUUGUGAUAUUUUUUAAUAGAGGAUUGAAUUACUACACUUGGGAAAAUGAAGAAAAGUUGGUUGAAAGAACGGAGGUAAAACAUCCCAAGCUAUUUUAAAUGAAAAAUGGACGAAGUAUAAUGGUUGAUUCUAGCUACUGUAUAGACUAAAUUCUUAUCUAUAUACAGGUAGGUAUAAUACUGAGAACGACAUCCAACACCACAGCGAAAAAGAGCCUCUUAGAAUGAGUAAAACUGCAACGAUUGCAUGGUUGCUAAUGCUGUAAAAUGAAGAAAAUAUAGCCCUGUGAAGUUCGCAAAUUUUAUAUAUAGCCUAUAGGCUACAUGUACAUUGUAUUUGUAUUACACACGGUAAAAAUAAGGUUAUUCCCGCGCCUUGAUGCAAAUACAUCCAAAAUUUGCGAACUUCACAGGGCUAUAUUUUCCUCAUUUUACAACAUUUCACAACCAAACUUUACAAUUUUACUCAUUUUAAGAUGCUCUUUCCAGCUAUGGUAAUGGGUUUCGUUCUUCUUGCCAAGAUCAAAUUUUAGUCUAUAUAGCUGGAAUCAUUCAGUCACCUUAAUUGCUGCCGUUAUGAGGACGAAGAAAACUAAAUUAUAAAUCAUCCGUUUGUCUUCUUCUAGAAUAAACACGACAAGUAUGGAGAUAAUCUAAAGUUUAGAAAUUUUGCGUUUGAUGUUAAAGAAUUCAUGAGGAUUGUCUCCAACAUGGUGGAACAAGUGAAGAAAAACAUACGAGAAUAUAAAGCUUGAAUGACUUUGUAACUUAUAGAGUAGGUAGGCCAGUUUAGUUAUUUGAAUAAAAUUUGUAGGAUUUUUUGAACUAUUAAUACUAUAAAAGAGCAUAAUGUGCAAUUCUGCUUGAUAUAGGAUAUAGCCGAUCUUAAUAUGCUUGCUUUAACAUACUAUGAAAUACUGUGAAUAUCUUGAUGAUAAGAUGAUAUUGCUUCAGCUGUUUCUUGCUAUAUUCAUUGCGAACAUCUGUUAGUUGGCUAUUCAUAAUAAAUUUGUAAAAAAUGGUC
Paramuricea clavata is the source of this 9566-nucleotide messenger RNA. The record is from the annotation of a GenBank genome assembly. Lineage: Eukaryota; Metazoa; Cnidaria; Anthozoa; Malacalcyonacea; Plexauridae.